Molecule: messenger RNA, 1590 nt
Organism: Pipistrellus nathusii (Nathusius's pipistrelle)
Lineage: Eukaryota; Metazoa; Chordata; Mammalia; Chiroptera; Vespertilionidae
Source: the annotation of a GenBank genome assembly
AUGGAGCCCGACUCGGUGAUUGAGGACAAGACCAUCGAGCUCAUGAACACUUCAGUUAUGGAGGAUCAAAAUGAAGAUGAGUCCCCCAAGAAAAAUACUCUUUGGCAGAUAAGUAAUGGAACAUCGUCUGUGAUCGUCUCCAGAAAGAGGCCGUCGGAAGGAAACUACCAGAAGGAAAAGGACUUGUGCAUUAAGUACUUUGACCAGUGGUCUGAAUCAGAUCAGGUGGAGUUCGUGGAGCACCUCAUUUCCCGGAUGUGUCACUACCAGCAUGGACAUAUUAACUCGUACCUGAAGCCCAUGUUGCAGCGGGACUUCAUUACCGCUUUACCAGAGCAAGGCCUAGAUCACAUAGCAGAAAACAUUCUUUCCUACCUGGACGCCAGGUCUCUGUGUGCAGCAGAGCUGGUCUGCAAAGAAUGGCAGCGCGUCAUCUCCGAGGGGAUGCUGUGGAAGAAGCUGAUUGAGCGGAUGGUGCGCACCGACCCUCUGUGGAAGGGGCUCUCCGAGAGGAGAGGGUGGGAUCAGUACCUGUUUAAAAACAGACCCACAGAUGGCCCUCCCAAUUCAUUUUAUAGGUCAUUAUACCCAAAGAUUAUCCAGGACAUAGAGACUAUAGAAUCUAACUGGCGGUGUGGACGACACAACUUGCAGAGGAUCCAGUGCCGUUCUGAAAAUAGUAAAGGUGUCUACUGUUUACAGUACGAUGACGAAAAGAUUAUCAGUGGGCUGCGUGACAAUUCUAUUAAGAUUUGGGACAAAACCAGCCUGGAAUGUUUGAAGGUGCUGACGGGGCACACGGGCUCCGUCCUUUGUCUGCAGUAUGACGAACGUGUCAUUGUGACCGGCUCUUCGGACUCCACAGUGCGAGUCUGGGACGUGAACACGGGCGAGGUGCUGAACACACUGAUCCACCACAACGAGGCCGUCCUGCACUUACGCUUCAGCAACGGCCUGAUGGUGACCUGCUCCAAGGACCGCUCCAUCGCCGUGUGGGACAUGGCUUCCGCCACCGACAUCACCUUACGCCGCGUCCUGGUCGGCCACCGAGCUGCUGUCAACGUGGUGGACUUCGAUGACAAGUACAUCGUGUCUGCCUCUGGGGACAGAACCAUCAAAGUCUGGAGUACGAGCACCUGUGAAUUUGUUCGCACCCUGAACGGGCACAAGCGAGGCAUCGCCUGUCUGCAGUACAGGGACCGGCUGGUUGUCAGUGGAUCGUCAGAUAACACCAUCAGGCUGUGGGACAUCGAGUGCGGCGCCUGUCUGAGAGUCCUCGAGGGACACGAAGAGCUGGUGCGGUGCAUCCGGUUCGACAACAAGAGGAUUGUCAGCGGCGCCUAUGAUGGGAAAAUCAAAGUUUGGGACUUGCAAGCUGCUCUGGACCCGCGAGCCCCGGCAAGCACGCUGUGUCUGCGCACAUUGGUGGAACAUUCUGGACGUGUGUUCCGGCUACAGUUUGAUGAAUUUCAGAUCAUCAGCAGCUCUCACGAUGACACUAUUUUGAUUUGGGAUUUCUUAAAUGUGCCUCCCAGUGCCCAGAACGAGACCCGCUCUCCCUCCAGAACAUACACAUACAUCUCCAGAUAA